AUGUUUCAAACGGUUUCGGUUUCAGAAAUGAUUUCAGCUGUUUCUGGAAAUAGCACCGCAUGCUGGUUAUGCCGUGAUGAUGAGGGGUUCGGUCCUAUAUCGUACUUCGGAGACUUUACCAUUUGCUUUAUUGACGGUGUACUAUUGAAUUUUGCAGCGUUGUUCAUGCUAAUAUUUGGUACCUAUCAGUUAGUUAAAUUGAGUAAAGCUGAGCAUCCAGGGGUGAAAUACAAACAUGAUUGGUUGUUGCUCUCAAGAAUCGGGUUAGUUGGGUGUUUCUUGUUAUUCACUUCAAUGUCCGCUUACUAUUCUAGCGAAAAACAUGAAAGUGUAACACUAACUUCCCAAUAUACAUUAACUCUCUUAUCCAUAUUUGUAGCGUUAAUGUUACAUUGGGUGGAGUACCACAGAUCAAGGAUUUCUAACGGGGUAGUUCUCUUCUAUUGGUUGUUCGAAAGUUUAUUUCAAGGAUCCAAAUGGAUUAACUUCAGUAUCAGACAUGCUUACGGUGAUGAACAUGAAUUGCCCGUGUCAUAUUCCGUGUACAUUUUAACUGUGUUCCAGACCAUCUCUGCUGUGAUGAUUUUACUAUUGGAAUCAUUAUUCGAAAAGCCAUUGCCUUCUUAUCAGAGAGUCAUAGAAUCCUAUUCUAAGCAAAAACGUAAUCCAGUGGACUCAGCCCAUAUAUUCCAAAGAUUAAGUUUCAGUUGGAUGACAGAAUUGAUGAAAACAGGUUACAAGAAAUAUUUGACUGAGAAGGAUUUAUACAAGUUGCCAAAAAGUUUCGGCUCAAAAGAAAUCUCCGAGAAAUUCGGCGAGCGCUGGCAGUAUCAAUUGAAACACAAGGCCAAUCCAUCUUUAUCUUGGGCGAUGUUAACUACGUUUGGUGGUAAAUUACUCUUAGGUGGUACUUUCAAAGUUGCUUAUGAUAUUUUACAAUUCACCCAACCUCAAUUGUUAAGAAUUUUGAUCAAGUUCGUUUCAGAUUAUACUUCCACACCUGAGCCAGAACUUCCUUUAGUCAAAGGUGUCAUGUUAUCUUUGGCUAUGUUCUUUGUAAGUGUAGUUCAAACGUCCAUUUUGCAUCAAUACUUCUUGAACGCUUUCGAUACGGGGAUGAAUAUCAAGAGUGGUUUGACAUCUGUAAUCUAUCAAAAGGCCCUUGUUCUAUCAAAUGAAGCAUCGGCUUCUUCAUCUACCGGUGAUAUUGUUAAUUUAAUGAGUGUUGAUGUUCAAAGAUUACAGGAUUUAACUCAAUGGGGCCAAAUUAUUUGGUCCGGCCCAUUCCAAAUUGUGUUGUGUUUGGUUUCUCUAUACAAGCUUUUAGGUCCAUGCAUGUGGGUUGGUGUUAUCAUUAUGAUUGUCAUGAUCCCUAUAAAUUCUGUUAUUGUGAGGAUACAAAAAAAAUUGCAGAAAAUUCAAAUGAAGAACAAAGAUGAAAGAACUAGAGUCACUUCCGAAAUCUUGAACAAUAUUAAGUCCUUGAAAGUUUACGGGUGGGAAAUCCCAUACAAGGCCAAAUUGGAUCAUGUCAGGAACGAGAAAGAAUUGAAGAACUUGAAGAAAAUGGGAUGUACAUUAGCAUUGGCUAAUUUCCAGUUCAAUAUCGUGCCUUUCCUUGUGUCAUGUUCUACCUUUGCUGUUUUCGUAUACACGGAGGAAAGACCAUUAUCCACUGAUCUAGUCUUCCCUGCAUUAACUCUUUUCAAUUUAUUGUCAUUCCCUCUUGCUGUUGUUCCUAAUGCAAUCUCUUCAUUUAUUGAAGCAUCUGUGUCCAUAAAUAGACUCUUUGCAUUUUUGACUAACGAAGAGUUGCAAAAUGAUGCCGUUUUACGUGAACCAAAAGUAAAGAAUAUUGGUGACGAAGGUGUUAAAGUCAACGAUGCAACUUUCUUAUGGCAACGCAAACCUGAAUAUAAAGUUGCCUUGAAAAACAUAAAUUUUGUUGCCAAGAAAGGUGAACUAACAUGUAUCGUGGGGAAAGUGGGUAGUGGUAAGAGUGCACUUAUUCAAAGUCUACUAGGAGAUUUGAUUAGAGUGAAGGGUUUCGCAACUGUUCACGGUGACGUCGCCAACGUUUCACAGGUUCCAUGGAUUAUGAAUGGUACUGUUAAAGAUAAUAUCUUGUUUGGUCACAAGUAUGAUCCAGAAUUUUACCAGCUGACUAUAAAAGCGUGUGCUUUGAGUAUUGAUCUCUCUAUGUUGCCAGAUGGUGACCAGACUUUAGUUGGUGAAAAAGGUAUUUCUUUAUCUGGUGGCCAAAAAGCAAGACUAUCGUUAGCCCGUGCCGUUUAUUCUCGUGCUGAUACUUACUUAUUGGACGAUCCUCUCGCUGCUGUAGAUGAGCAUGUCGCUAAACAUUUGAUUGAACACGUUUUGGGUCCACACGGUUUGUUGCAUUCCAAAACAAAGGUGUUAGCAACAAAUAAAAUUACUGUUCUCUCCAUUGCGGACUCCAUUACUCUCAUGGAAAACGGCGAAAUCAUUCAGCAGGGAAGUUAUGAUCAAGUUAAUGAGUCAACAAACUCUCCACUAUCGAAGCUUAUUGCCGAGUUUGGGAAGAAGGGUAAACCAACUCCUUCCCAAUCUACUACUUCCUUGGCAAAAUUAGCGUCGGAAGGAAUUGAAUCUUAUUCAGACUCAAAGAUCUCUGAAAUUACCGUAGAUAUAAAUCAGUUGGACACCGAAAACUUAUCUGAAGCUGAAGACCUAAAAUCUCUAAGAAGAGCUUCUUUGGCAACCUUAGGCUCAAUUGGUUUUGAUGACAAUGAAAAUAGCGCCAGAAGAGAACACAGGGAACAAGGUAAAGUCAAAUGGGAUAUUUAUAUGGAGUACGCCCGUGCGUGUAACCCCCGCAACGUGUGUGUGUUUUUGGGUUUCCUAAUCCUCUCGAUGCUGUUGGCCGUCAUUGGUAAUUUCUGGCUCAAACACUGGUCAGAAGUCAAUACUGAGAAAGGCUAUAACCCCCAUGCCACAAGAUAUUUGAUGAUUUACUUAGCUUUAGGUGUUGGUUCCGCUCUGGCAACAUUAAUACAGACUAUUGUUCUAUGGGUAUUCUGUACUAUCCAUGGCUCCAAGUAUUUACAUGAUGCAAUGGCUUCAAGUGUUUUAAAGGCACCUAUGUCUUUCUUUGAAACAACUCCUAUUGGAAGAAUUCUAAACAGGUUUUCGAAUGAUAUUUAUAAGGUAGAUGAAAUUUUGGGUAGAACGUUUGCUCAAUUCUUUGCAAAUGUUGUUAAGGUCUCUUUCACCAUCGUUGUUAUUUGCAUGGCAACUUGGCAAUUUAUCUUUAUUGUGUUACCAUUGAGUGUAUUGUACAUCUAUUAUCAACAGUACUACUUGAGAACCUCAAGAGAAUUGCGUCGGUUGGAUUCUGUUACUAGGUCACCCAUUUAUGCGCACUUCCAAGAGACCUUAGGGGGGUUGACUACCAUCCGUGGGUAUUCUCAACAGAACCGCUUUGUACAUAUCAACCAAACCAGAGUUGACAAUAAUAUGAGCGCAUUCUAUCCUAGUGUCAAUGCUAACCGUUGGUUGGCAUUUAGACUUGAAUUUAUCGGAUCCGUGAUCAUAUUGGCUGCAUCUAUGUUGGCUGUUAUUAGACUUGGUAAUGGAACUCUAACUGCUGGUAUGAUUGGUCUAUCAUUGAGUUUUGCUUUGCAAAUCACUCAAUCGUUGAAUUGGAUUGUCAGAAUGACUGUGGAAGUAGAAACUAAUAUUGUUAGUGUUGAAAGAAUCAAAGAGUAUGCAGAAUUGAAGAGCGAAGCACCAUAUAUUAUUAAAGACCAUAGGCCACCAGCAUCAUGGCCAGAAUCAGGUGAAAUAAAGUUUGUGAACUACAGUACCCGUUACAGACCAGAACUAGAAUUGAUUUUGAAGGACAUUGAUUUACAUAUUCACCCAAAGGAGAAAAUUGGUAUUGUUGGUAGAACAGGUGCUGGAAAGUCAUCUUUGACACUUGCCCUUUUCAGAAUUAUCGAGGCAGCUUCUGGUCAUAUUGUGAUCGAUGGUAUCCCAAUUGAUUCUAUAGGUUUGGCUGAUUUGAGACAUGGAUUGUCGAUUAUCCCGCAGGAUUCUCAAAUCUUUGAAGGCACAGUGAGAGAAAACAUCGAUCCUACUAAUCGGUAUACCGAUGAAGAAAUUUGGAAUGCAUUGGCUUUAUCACACUUGAAGGAUCACAUACUGGGUAUGGGAUCUAAUGGUUUGGAGACCAUGCUUACUGAAGGUGGUAGUAAUUUAAGUGUAGGCCAAAGGCAAUUGAUGUGCUUGGCUCGUGCCUUGUUGAUUUCAAGUAAUAUCUUGAUUUUGGAUGAAGCAACUGCAGCUGUUGAUGUUGAAACGGAUCAAUUGAUCCAAAAGACGAUUAGAAACGCAUUUAAGGAAAGAACAAUCUUAACAAUUGCUCACAGGAUUAACACAAUUAUGGACAGUGAUAGAAUUAUAGUGUUGGAUAAAGGUAGAGUAACAGAGUUCGACACUCCUCAGAAUUUGUUACAGAAGAAGGAUUCUAUUUUCUAUUCGUUAUGUCUUGAAGCCGGCUUAACGGAGUGA
Molecule: messenger RNA, 4551 nt
Organism: Kluyveromyces lactis
Lineage: Eukaryota; Fungi; Ascomycota; Saccharomycetes; Saccharomycetales; Saccharomycetaceae
Gene: YCF1
Product: ATP-binding cassette glutathione S-conjugate transporter YCF1
Exons: 1
Coding region: 1-4551 (1516 amino acids)
Biological process (GO): transmembrane transport
Cellular component (GO): membrane
Molecular function (GO): ATP binding; ATP hydrolysis activity; ABC-type transporter activity
Source: RefSeq, a predicted model, not a curated record